AUGGCUUUGGACGUAGGCACACGCUACGCAGGUCUUCGGAACAGUGGUAGACAGCAGCCAGCAGCUGAUACGGAGUACGGAGAAGCACCAAGUCACAAGCCUCAGCAAUCUGACGAAGGGGUCAGCUACGAUGACCACAGCCCGUCCAGCAAGGGCCAGGGGCAGCCAUGGGCUCACGGCGGUGCGGGAAGCACUCAGCCGGAAUCAACACGGUCGCUCUCCAAGACCCAGAAGCGGCGAGACAGCAUCGAGCCUCCACACGACGAGGAAUCCGCCAGGCAAGUUCAUGGUAGGACGAUGGGCCGAAGCACGAUGGGCUCUCACAGGCAGGCGUGGCAACCCCGCCGCCAGUCAAACGCCGGCAUGGCUGGGAAGUGUCAAGAGGUGGGGCAGACGGACGGCCAGGGGGAGGGAUUACAAUAUCCGCGCCGCCGGCGGGGAAGCGUGCAUGCGACCCGCUGUCAAAUAUACGUGAAGGCGAACGCCGCGCACAGGCAGUGUACAGGCGUGGCCGCAAUCGUCACGAUGCUGGCCCCGGAAGUUCACACAUCCACAACUCCUGGGGGCCAGACGACCACGAAAGCCGAGUGGUCACACUGUGCGGACGCCGACACGUUUCUCGCAAUGUCUCUGCCUGAGACGAGAAUACUCCCGAUGCCUCUGCAACCGACGCCGCCGCCCCAGACACCGCCCCCGACGUUGCCGCCUCCAGCUGACCAAUGGGUUGCUGGGGCGGCGCCAGGCAGCAGCGACAUCAAGACAACGCACUGCAAGGCUGCUGAUGCAACGACAGUCCAUGACAUCAUCAUCACACCGCCCCCGACGCCGCCGCCCCCGAUGCCGCCGCCCCCGACGCCACCACCGCAUGCCGAGAACGCUACUGCCGGCCAACAGGCCGCCGAGGCAGUUACGCACCAUGCUAUGAUCAACACGCCGCCCCCGACGCCGCCGCCCCCAACUGCCGUGAAGGCUCCCGGGGGAUUGACGCGGUGCAAACCGGCCGUGCUGCCACAUCCGCCAGAGGACAAAACGACCACUGAGGCGACAAUGACCACUGAGUGUGGCACUCUCCGGGGGAUCAGACACCUGCCGAGUCAUUCACAGUCGGCCCGACGCCACAUCACGCACGUCACCACGGGUGUGCCACUCACGCAAGCCACACACAUCACCAAGGAUGUGCCACUCACGUCAGACACUCAUGUCACCAAGGGCAUGCCACUCACGCCAGCCACGCAUGUCACCAAGGGCGUGCCACUCAUGCACGUCAGAGAGGGCGUGCCACUCACGACUGCCACGCACAUCACCAAGGGCGUGCCACUCACGCACAUCAGAGAGGGCAUGCCACUCACGCCAGUCACUCACGUCACCCAGGGCGUGCCACUCCCACCCGCCGCGCACGUCACAGGGGGCGUGCCACUUCCGCUCGCUGCGCACUGCACAGAGGGCGUGCCACUUCCACCUGCCAUGCACGUCACAGGGGGCGUGCCACUUCUGCCCACCACGCACGACACAGGGGGCGUGCCACUUCCGCCCGCCGCGCAAGUCACAGGGGGCAUGACACUUCCCCCUGCCUCGCACGACACAGGGGGCGUGCCACUUCCACCUGCCAUGCACGUCACAGGGGGCGUGCCACUUCUGCCCACCACGCACGACACAGGGGGCGUGCCCCUUCCGCCCGCCACACAUGACACAGGGGGCAUGCCACCUCUGCCCGCCGCGCACUGCACAGAGGGCGUGACACUUUCGCCUGCCCUGCACGUCACAGGGGGCAUGCCACUUCUGCCGCCAUGCCCACCACUGAGGGUGCACCACUGCCACCCACCACACAUGCCGCUGAAGGCGCCACGCCACCGCCCGCCACUGAGGGUGCGCCACUGCUGCCCGCCACACGCGCCGUUGAAGGUGCCACGCCACCGCCCGCCACAAAGAGCAUGCCACCUUGGGAGCGCCGCCGCCUGCCGCUGA
Bacillus rossius redtenbacheri is the source of this 1965-nucleotide messenger RNA. RefSeq lists its product as uncharacterized. The record is from RefSeq and is a predicted model, not a curated record. NCBI's taxonomy places the organism in Eukaryota, Metazoa, Arthropoda, Insecta, Phasmatodea, Bacillidae. Bases 1 to 1965 code for a protein of 654 amino acids. The transcript has 6 exons.